AGUCUAGCAGUUGGAACAAGAAUUGGCUCCAACACGGGGUCACAGUACUUGCUGGGAGAGGAUUAGCCAAUUGCGGGAGGCCCUGUCCUUCCUUUUGUAUCUUCUGCAAACCAAAGCUUGCGCUGAUGGCUGGUUUCAUCUUCUGCCUUGUGGAUCUGGAGUGGAGAAUUGAACCCUGGCCAGCCCUGGUCCCCUCUGUGUAGACAGUCAGUGCCACCCUCCAUCAUUUGCAACUUUGUACAUUACUGAUGGACACUUUGCCUGGGGCUUUCUAGGUUGUUUGUUUUGAAAAGAGGCAGGAUUUUUACUUAUUAAACCAGCCCCGGAGCGUGGUCUUCUUGAGAGCUACUGUCUGGUUGGUCUUAGCACCAGCGGCAUUGAAAGCGGAGGCAGUUGAAGCUUGCACAUGUCCUGUGCUUUCUCCACUCGUUGACUCUUCCCUUGGCUGGGGCAGGGGCUACUGAGCUGAUUGUCGGUGACAUCCAGAGAAGCUGCCAGAUGGCCCAUGAUGUGAGUGGAAUAGAAGAUGAACUCAGCUGAAUUCGGUGAAGAUGUAGAAGAAGUUCUGAAAAACAGCACGGUCAAAGUGGAGACGGAGGCUGAGGAUGCGGCCCUGGACUGUUCCAUGAGCUCCAGGACGUUGGAGAGGCGCCCCCUGGACGGCAUCCUCACCGCUCUGCAGGACUCCAGCAAACGCAAGCAGCCUGGCAGUGGUGGGCAGCUGGACGUGGUCCCCAGUGUGAAGCGGCGGCGGAUGAUACCCGAGGGGCUCCUCGUGGGCAUGCGGAACCGGGAGAACAGCUCGCCCUGCCAGGGCAAUGGAGAGCAGGCUGUCAGGGGCAGGAGCCUGGGUGCAGCAUGGCCAGGUGAGGAGGAGCCCGGCCAUGAUGCCACCGCCCCUUCGUACAAGAAACCCCUGUACAGCAUCUCACACAAGAUCCUAGAGAAGAAGAACCCCCCGGCGGGGGACCUGCUCAGCACCUAUGAGCUCUUGGAGAAGGCGAAUGCUGGCAACAGUCCCUCCCCGCUGCGGCUCUUGGGCGAGUCCCAGAAGCGGGACUGCAGUGGGGUGGCCAGCGAUGCAGACUCCAACGUCUACUUCCUCAUCCAGAAGAUGUUCUAUAUGCUCAACACUAUCUCCUCCAACAUGUCGCAGCUGCACAGCAAGGUGGAUCUGCUCUCCUUGGAGGUGAGCCGCAUCAAGAAGCAGGUGAGUCCCUCGGAAUUUGUGGCCAAGUUCCAGCCGCCCCCAGAGUACCAGCUCACGGCGGCCGAGCUCAAGCAGCUGGCAGACCAGAGCCUAUCCGGGGGUGACCUGGCCUGCCGCCUGCUGGUGCAGCUUUUCCCGGAGCUCUUCAGUGAUGUGGACUUCUCACGCGGCUGCACUGCCUGUGGUUUCGCCGCCAAGCGCAAGCUUGAGUCACUGCACCUGCAGCUCAUCCGUAACUACGUGGAGGUCUACUACCCCUCAGUGAAGGACACCACCGUGUGGCAGGCCGAGUGCCUGCCGCAGCUGAACGACUUCUUCAGCCGCUUCUGGGCCCAGCGGGAGAUGGAGGACAGCCAGCCGGGUGGCCAGGUGCCUGGCUUCUUUGAGUCCGAGCAGGUGGAGGCCAGCCACUUCUUGGAUGGCAAGGACCAGGAGGAGGCCUUGUCCUUGGACAGGAGCAGCACCGUCGCCUCGGACCAUGUUGUGGACACGCAGGACCUCACUGAGUUCCUGGAUGAGGCCUCAUCGCCCGGUGAGUUUGCCGUCUUCCUCCUCCACCGGCUCUUCCCCGAGCUCUUUGACCACCGCAAGCUGGGCGAGCAGUUCAGCUGCUACGGCGAGGGAGGCAAGCAGGAGCUUGACCCGCAGCGGCUGCAGAUCAUCCGCAACUACACAGAGAUCUAUUUCCCCGACAUGCAGGAAGAGGAGGCAUGGCUGCAGCAGUGCGCACAGCGCAUCAACGAUGAGCUUGAGGGCCUGGGGCUGGACGGUGGCAGUGAGGGUGAGGCCCCGCGCGAUGACUGCUAUGACUCCUCCAGCCUGCCUGACGACAUAUCUGUGGUCAAGGUAGAGGAUGGCUUCGAGGGCGAGCGCCCUGGCCGGCGCUCCAAGAAGAUCUGGCUAGUGCCCAUCGACUUCGACAAGCUAGAGAUCCCGCAGCCUGACUUUGAGCUGCCUGGUGCCGACUGUCUACUGAGCAAGGAGCAGCUGCGCAGCAUCUAUGAGAGCAGCCUGUCCAUAGGCAACUUCGCCUCCCGCCUGCUGGUGCACCUGUUCCCUGAACUCUUCACCCACGAGAACCUGCGCAAGCAGUACAACUGCAGCGGGUCGCUGGGCAAGAAGCAGCUGGAUCCAUCGCGCAUCAAGCUGAUCCGCCACUAUGUGCAGUUACUCUACCCCCGGGCCAAGAAUGACCGUGUCUGGACCCUGGAGUUUGUGGGCAAACUGGAUGAGCGCUGCCGGCGCCGGGACACGGAGCAGAGGCGCUCCUACCAGCAGCAGCGCAAGGUACACGUGCCAGGCCCCGAGUGCAGGGACCUGGCGAGCUAUGCAAUCAACCCCGAGAGGUUCCGCGAGGAGUUUGAGGGGCCCCCGCUGCCCCCAGAGAGGAGCAGCAAGGACUUCUGCAAGAUCCCCUUGGAUGAGCUGGUGGUCCCAUCCCCCGACUUCCCGGUGCCUUCCUUAUACCUGCUGUCGGACAAGGAGGUGCGUGAGAUUGUGCAGCAGAGCCUGUCAGUGGGCAACUUCGCUGCCCGCCUCCUGGUCAGGCUCUUCCCCGAACUCUUCACUGCUGAGAACCUGCGGCUGCAGUACAACCACUCUGGGGCCUGCAACAAGAAGCAGCUGGACCCGACACGCCUGCGGCUCAUCCGCCACUAUGUGGAAGCCGUGUACCCGGUAGAUAAGAUGGAGGAGGUGUGGCACUAUGAAUGUAUCCCCAGCAUCGACGAGCGGUGUCGACGGCCCAACAGGAAAAAGUGUGACAUUCUCAAGAAAGCCAAGAAAGUGGAGAAGUGACAGGCCGGCUGUUCCCCCCCGCCCCAGGUCCCCUGCCUGGACGUGGGUUGGCUGCAGGCCAGGCACGCCCUGGGCACAUCGGAUACCGCGUGGCAACCGUGGUUGGCGCCUGUGUCAUGGCCGUGGCUCCUGCAUUUGCACACGCGAACCCCCGCCCAGCCUAGGGAAAGAAGCCUUGAAUUUUGUCUUUGGUACUCGCAACUUGUGCCCUGUGUUUCCCAAGUGGUGCAGCCGAGGUUGGGGUGUAGGGGGAGCCAGGCCAUGGAAGCAGAGGGGCUUCAGGAAUGGGGUCCUCCCUUCCUGCCUCUGCCCUCCUGCCCCUUACCCUUCAAGAUCCUCUUCCUCACCCACCUUUUUUUAAUUAAACAAAUUUUUUUUUAAACAAAUUAUUGGGCUCUUUGGGGGCCAACAAAUCUUUUUAAAUAUUUGAGAUGAAGUACUGUAAAUUGAUUCAGUUACUGAGAUUUUUUUUUUUUCUUCUUUGAGAUGGUUUUAGAUUUAUGAAAUGUUGAGACAAGUGCCAUGUUCUGUUUGGUGGCCGGGCCCAGCGCUGGGCAGCUGGAGGGACCCGGCUCUCCUGACCUCAGCUUUCCUACACGUGGGCUUGGCAGAGGGAAGUUCUGGCUGCCCCCCUGGGCUGUGCUGCGCUGCCAGUUUCCAGGGCCACAUUCAGGUCAGGAUGGUAAGCCCAUUCUCUGUAGGCGACAACACUGGAUGCCGACGCGGAUGCUGACGCUGACAUGAAUGUAGAUAGCCGUGGAGGCCUCCCAGGGCCCCACGCCCCCGCCCCCAGUUCCUCUCCCCCUGCCCAUGCUGGUUGGUGGGCCAGACGGUGUGUCCUUGAAGUGGGGCAUUGGGCUUCCUGUUUGGUUUAAGGGUUGGGCCUCUGUGGGCUCCCUGGAACUGUUUACUCUGCCUCUGUGUGUGUGUGUGUGUGUGUGUGUGUGUGCGCGCGCGUGCGCGCGCGUGUGUGCAUGUGUCUGUGUGUACCAGAUCCGGGUCUGGGAGCCAGAGUCGGCUUUCCCAGACUCCGGCAUCAGCCCCACCCACACACCUACCACCCACCUGGUGCAGCUGCACAGCCUGGUUCCUCAGGGCGGGCCCUGGGCUGGGGCCCCCAUGUCCCUCUCCAUGGGCCUCUCAGAACUGUCCAGGCCCUGCUGUCCCCUCCCCCAGACCCAGCUCCUGGCACCUGGUCCCUGCUGCCUGACUGGGCGGGUUACACAGCACCCAGUUGUGGUGGAGCCGGAACUGAUUGAUUCUAUUGUCCCCGAAACAACGGAACGUGACUUAGACCACACAAGGUAGUCACGAGUUCCUUGUGGCAGGUUGCAGAUCUAAUAACUGUGGCUUGACAUUUUGCCACUUUGAAAUCAGCAGGAAUACUCGGAGUAGCCUGUGAGUUUCCCUCAUUACACCUGACGAAGGACCGCAUGCCACUGACUGCGGGACAUGUUGCUGCCCUCCUGCAGCAGGCGUUUUUCUUCUGUGGCCCAGGGUUUGGGAACCAAGGUUUUGCUUGUAAACGUCACUGCAGGUUGUUCCUGUUGAAGUUGCAAGCCCAGGUUAUUGCAAUUUGGAGAUGCACACGGACGGACUGACUGUCAUGCUCCCCCGGUGUCCCCAUGCCCCAUGCACACUCCUUGCUGGAGCUAUCGGGGACCCAUACAGAUAGAUAAUGAAUUCAUCCCUUUUUUGUGCCUGGAAAGAAGGACCCGGAGCAGCCUGGAGACUCACCCUCUGUCCCCCUCCGCCACUGCCUCUGAUUUGGGCCUUUAUGCCUUAGCUUCCCCAACGCACAGAUGUGCACACACGCGCACACCCUACCCAAAGACAGCUGCAGCUCCCUGCCGCCAGCCCCCACUGGUUGCUGGCUAACCUGCUUCCACAGGAUUCCAAGCCAUGUGAGCACUGCCCCGCUCUUCUGUUCAGGGCAGAUUUGACCCUGCAGCCUCAGAAGCACACUCUGAUUUGUCACCUGCACAGGCUCCCCAGGUCACCCCAAGUCCAGGGAGCAACCGUUGCUAGGAAGUGAGUGUGUCUCUAACUUAAUGCGUGCAUCCUGGGUUCUGGCGACUUCCUUAAGACCGUCACCACCCCGGACCCCAAACCCCCCCCCCCCGGCUCCCACCCUUGUCCUUUUCUGUGGCCUCAGAUAGCCUGUGGGGUACCCAGGGCUUUUUGUUUCACAGGAAGCAAUAGAGGUACACAGUGUUCUGUUGGACUCUAACACACUCUGGAAUGUGUGGGCAGCCCCAAUCCUUGUCCACAUCUGAAUCUUUGCUUUUUAAUUGUUUUGAAUGUGUGUCUGCCUGGUUAUCUGGAGGGCUCGAGAAUUGAGCACAGGAGUGCUGUGACGAUGGGUAGCAGGUGGCAGUCCUGCUUUCCAAAUGUGUGAAGACAGUGGUGAGUGAGCCCGGUGUCCAAAGCCUGCUUCCCCUUGCUGUGACUGUGUUUUUCUCCGGACAGCGAGCUCUUGCUUGCCAGGAGGGUCAGGUUGUGCCCACUGUCCUGCGCUCCUGUGUGUCUCACCUCUGGGGUGCUGGCCCCAAACUUCAAGUCCUGAGAGGGGUGGCUGCAGCCUCAGCAAGCAUCAAGCAGCUGAUAGGCUCCAUGCUGUGGGGGAACCCUCGCCGCUGCCCUGAACUCCCCACAGCACAGCAUGUGGGUCCUGUUGCGAUGGCCUUCAUUCCCACCUCCUCCUCCCCAAACUCCCCUCCUGUUCCUGCUCCCAGGUUUGCUUCUCACCCAGCUGAGAGGGGACCUCGAAACUCCUGAAUGGGGGGCCACAUUGCUGUCCCCCUGCCCAGCUGUGUAAGAUGGACAUUGCCGUGGGGCCUGGGGCGGGCUGCUCCUGCUCCCGGGAAAUCCCUGCCUCUUGUAGAUCCAGCCUUAAUCUUCUCCUGACACCCUAGUACUAGCAGAUCCUGCACAAAGUGGAUAUCAGAGUUACUACUGUGAGGAGACAAAACCAUGAGAAUAGUUUUACCAAAGAUAAUGAAAUACCACGUUAAAGUCUGCAUUUUACCAUUGAGUUGAGUACAUCCUUAGAAAACUG
Ochotona curzoniae (black-lipped pika) is the source of this 6065-nucleotide messenger RNA. It is a transcript of the gene BEND3, whose product is annotated as BEN domain containing 3. The transcript is spliced from 4 exons. Bases 527 to 3007 code for a protein of 826 amino acids. Gene Ontology annotation, biological process: rDNA heterochromatin formation. Lineage: Eukaryota; Metazoa; Chordata; Mammalia; Lagomorpha; Ochotonidae. The record is from RefSeq and is a predicted model, not a curated record. Gene Ontology annotation, cellular component: heterochromatin. Gene Ontology annotation, molecular function: DNA binding.